Molecule: messenger RNA, 487 nt
Organism: Amphiprion ocellaris (clown anemonefish)
Lineage: Eukaryota; Metazoa; Chordata; Actinopteri; Pomacentridae
Product: protein S100-P
Exons: 2
Coding region: 112-390 (92 amino acids)
Biological process (GO): endothelial cell migration
Cellular component (GO): cytoplasm; extracellular exosome
Molecular function (GO): calcium ion binding; transition metal ion binding
Source: RefSeq, a predicted model, not a curated record
CAAAAGGUAUAAAAAGAGUCGCCUCUCUCUUCGUUCACUUCUCCUGCUCUGUCAACCUGCUCUUCCAUUUUUCCCUCUUUUGUCGUACCAUCCACACUCUGAGCGGCAACCAUGACGCAGCUAGAGACAGCCAUGGCCAUCCUGAUGAAGACUUUUGAUACUUACGCAGCUGGCGAAGGAAAACCGGACACAUUAACCAACGCUGAGGCCAAGACUUUGCUGCAGAAGGAGCUGCCUGGACUGCUUAAGGAUGCAAAGAACCAAGACGCGGUGGACAAGCUGCUGAAAGGUCUGGAUUUUAACGGCGACUCUGAGAUCGACUUCAGUGAGUUUGUGAUUCUGGUCGCCAGUUUGACCUGUGCCUGCCACGACCGCAGUGGAAAGAAGUGAGCAGGAGGACCUCGCCCUCAAAACGACGGCAGCAACGGCAUGAAAUCAUUAUAGCUGCUGUAUUUUUGUAACAACGGAAUAAAGAGAUUUAUCUACC